Messenger RNA from Pelobates fuscus (common spadefoot toad), 4315 nucleotides. It is a transcript of the gene PLCB3, whose product is annotated as phospholipase C beta 3. Gene Ontology annotation, biological process: lipid catabolic process; release of sequestered calcium ion into cytosol; phosphatidylinositol-mediated signaling. Gene Ontology annotation, molecular function: calcium ion binding; calmodulin binding; phosphatidylinositol-4,5-bisphosphate phospholipase C activity. The record is from RefSeq and is a predicted model, not a curated record. The coding region runs from base 131 to 3793 and encodes 1220 amino acids. NCBI's taxonomy places the organism in Eukaryota, Metazoa, Chordata, Amphibia, Anura, Pelobatidae. The transcript is spliced from 33 exons.
CAGUCAGUCCCUGCUUCUCUCUCACACACUCUCUCCUCCCUCUCCCUCCUCCCCCCCUCCCUCCAUCUCUCCCCGGUCAGUCCCUGCUUCUCUCUCGGUUCUUUUCUUACCCCCAGCUUGUCCCGCAGACAUGGCGGGGGCCCGACCAGGGGUACAUUCCCUCCAGCUGGAACCGGUCCGGGUACCAGACACCCUGCUUAAGGGCAGCAAGUUCAUCAAGUGGGACGAGGAACCUAGCAGCAAGUCCUUGGUGACGCUACGUGUCGAUCCCAUGGGAUAUUACCUCUACUGGACCUGUCCAAACAUGGAAGUUGAUAUUCUGGAUAUCAGCAUGAUAAGGGACACCCGAACAGGAAAAUACGCUAAAUUACCCAAGGACUCUCGGAUGAAGGAGACGCUUGGCUUUAAUGGCAAUGAACAACGCCCGGAGGAUAAACUAGUCACCGUUGUUCACGGCACUGAUAUUGUUAAUGUCAACUUUAUUAACUUUAUGGCUGUACAGGAGGACACUGCAAAGGUUUGGACAGAAGGACUUUUUAAAUUGGCCACAAAUAUUCUAGCCCAUAAUUCUUCUCGGAACACCUUCCUACAAAAAGCAUACACCAAAUUGAAGCUUCAGUUGAAUCAGGAUGGCAGAAUACCAGUCAAAAAUAUCUUAAAGAUGUUUGCUGCUGAUAAGAAGAGAGUGGAGACUGCGCUGGAAUCCUGUGCCUUGAACUUUAACCGGGGCGAGUCUAUAAAACCAGAGGAGUUUACCCAUGAGAUUUUUGAGCGAUUCCUAAAUAAGUUGUGCCUGCGUCCAGACAUUGAUAAGAUCCUUCUAGAGCUUGGAGCUAAAGGGAAGCCAUACCUGACCUUGGAGCAGCUGAUGGAAUUCAUAAACCAGAAGCAAAGGGACUCACGUCUCAAUGAAAUUCUAUUUCCCCCAUUAAAGAGAGACCAGGUGCGCCAGCUCAUUGAAAAGUAUGAAUCCAACCAACAGUUCCUGGAGAGGGAUCAGAUGUCAAUGGAAGGCUUUAGUAGAUUUCUUGGUGGGGAUGAGAACAGCAUUGUUCCUCCAGAGGCCCUAGAUCUGAGUGAUGACAUGACUCAACCAUUGACAAGCUACUUCAUCAAUUCCUCCCAUAACACCUACCUCACAGCUGGGCAGCUGACUGGUAACUCCUCAGUUGAGAUGUACAGACAGGUUCUGCUCACCGGCUGCAGAUGUAUAGAGCUGGACUGCUGGAAGGGUCGCCCCCAAGAAGAAGAGCCUUUUAUAACCCAUGGAUUCACUAUGACUACAGAAAUACCCUUUAAGGAAGUGAUUGAAGCCAUAGCAGAAAGUGCAUUUAAAACCUCUCACUUUCCCGUCAUUCUGUCAUUUGAAAAUCACGUUGACUCUGCAAAGCAGCAAGCUAAGAUGGCGGAAUACUGCCGAACAAUCUUCGGAGAUGCUCUGUUGACAGAACCACUGGAGAAAUAUCCUCUGCAGCCGGGAUUCUCUCUCCCCAGCCCUCAGGAACUAAUGGGAAAGAUUCUAGUGAAGAAUAAAAAGAGGCACAGAGUUGGAGUGAAGGGUCCAGAAGGAAGUGUAAAGCGGAGAGUCAGCGAACAGCCAUCUAACACCUACAGCGACACAUCUAGCGUGUCCGACUCUCCCGCAGUAGGUACGCUGGUCUCUGACAUGGCUGAUAUAUCACUGACCCUUUCCAAUGGAGAUGAGAAAAUUGAGGAAAAGCUCCCAAAAUACAUAGAACCUCGGAAGUCUAUUGACCGUGAAGCUUAUAGCGAGGAAGAGGAAGAUGAAGAGUGUACUGACCCUAAAAAAUCUGAUGAGGGGACAGCAAGCAGUGAAGUUAAUGCUACUGAAGAAAUGUCCAACCUUGUCAAUUAUGUGGAGCCGGUUAAAUUCAAGUCAUUUGACGUGGCCAACAAGAGGAACAAGUAUUACGAGAUGUCUUCAUUUGUUGAGACUAAGGCGUUGGAGCAGCUCACUAAAUCUCCUAUGGAGUUUGUGGAAUAUAACAAGAAGCAACUGAGUCGCAUCUACCCCAAAGGAACUAGAGUGGAUUCCUCUAAUUAUAUGCCCCAAGUUUUCUGGAACGCUGGUUGCCAGAUGGUAGCACUGAAUUUCCAAACUCAAGAUCUCCCUAUGCAGCUAAAUAUGGGGAUAUUUGAGUAUAAUCGACGUAGUGGGUACCUUUUGAAGCCAGAGUUCAUGCGCAGAACUGACAAACCAUUUGAUCCAUUUACAGAAAAUAUUGUUGAUGGAAUUGUUGCAAAUACAGUGAAAAUAAAGAUUAUCUCUGGGCAGUUCCUGUCAGAUAAACGCGUUGGGAUAUACGUAGAGGUUGAUAUGUUCGGUCUUCCAGUUGAUACCAAGAGGAAGUUUCGCACAAAGACCUCUCAGGGCAACUCAUUCAACCCUGUUUGGGAUGAGGAACCUUUUAUCUUCCAUAAGGUGGUUUUACCGACUCUGGCUUCUCUUCGAAUUGCUGCUUUUGAGGAGGGCGGAAAAUUUGUAGGUCACAGAAUUCUUCCUGUGUCCGUAAUCCGACCAGGAUACCAUUACAUCUGUCUAAGGAAUGAAUCUAACCAGCCGUUGUGUCUCCCAGCCUUGCUUGUAUACACAGAAGCAAAUGAUUACAUUCCUGAUGACCACCAAGAUUAUGCAUUUGCUCUCACUAAUCCCAUCAAACACAUCAGUUUGGAUCAGAGGGCAAAGCAGCUCAUGGCUCUGAUUGGAGACAGCGAGGUAAGCAGACAGGCCAACAACGUGGAGAAAACAUCAGGGAUUCAGAAGCAAGAGACCCCAUCUAUGUCUCCACAGGUCACAGCCGGCAAUAGGAAGGUGUCCACUACACCUGUGGCAACUCCUGGCAUGACAGGAGUUCACCGAGAUGACCUCAUCGCUAGUAUACUAACAGAUGUGCAUGCACCUUCUUUAGAAGAACUCAAGUUACAAAAGAGCUUUGUGAAGUUGCUAUGCCGUCAGUAUCGGGAAUUGCGUCAAAUGCAUCGCAAACACCAACGAAAGGUUUCCACUCUGUGCAAGGAACAAAGCACCAGAAUCACACAGCUACAGAGCAUCCGCAAAAAGAAGAGCAUUGUGAGAACCAUAAAAGGGGGACAAGAUUUCAACUCUGAGCAGGAAGAGGAGCAGCAAAGAAAAUUGCUGGAGGUGCAGACAGAGCAACAGAGACGACUCUUAGAGUUGAGAGAGAGCCAGCAUGAGCAGGAGCGCAAAAUUAAACACACCCACCAACUGCAGUCUGUUCAAAAACUCCAAGAAGUAGCCCGUGUGUGCCAGUCUGCCCAGCUCAAAAAACUAAAAGAGAUUAAUGAGAAGGAGAAGAAAGAACUGCAGAAGAUGCUGGACAGAAAGCGACAUAACAGCAUCACCGAAGCCAAAUCGCGAGAGCGACAGAAGAAGGAUGUAGAACUGACAGAAAUCAACAGGCGUCACAUUAAUGAGUCUGUGAACUCCAUACGCAGGUUAGAAGAAGCUCAGAAGAGGCGUUUGGAAAAGCUACUUACUGCUCAUCAGGAGACUCUCCAAAGGAUAAAGGACGAGGAGCCAAAGCUGCUGGCCCAGUUGGAUGAAGAAUGCCAAGCUGAGUUCCGCCAACUACCCCAGGAGGUACGAAGGUACCUGCAGGACGAGGGAGGCUGGGGAGGCAGCGUUUCAGGAACUCCUUCCUCCACCCGCAGCACUCCCUCUUCUAUAACCCUAAACUGGGGGUCAGAGUAUGGUGAGGGUGAUCAUGUACAGACCCCUGAGGACUCAAGUGAUGAAGCCACAAGACUCUGACCCUUAAAAAUCUAGAACUAUUUUCCCUAACAAAUGCUGAAGACCACAAUUCCAUUUUCUAACCAAGAAAAAAGAAAAACAAAACAAUAAUCAAAUCCAGCUGACAUGGUACUCCUCAAGGUCUUUAAGGAUCUUUGAUUGCAGAUCAUCGUUUCCGAACAUAGAAGACCUCAUUUAUAGAGGACAUCUUGACAAAAUAGCCAAUGUUCCUCUCAGAAACAAAAAACUGUUAAUGGGUUUUUGUUUAGCCCAAGUGUGCCUAAACUUGAACAUCACCAGAAAUGUUCCAUCUCUCCCCUGGUCUGAAUAUUCUGUAUAGUCACUGAUGUGAUAAGAAGGCCGAAAACAUGGUGCGUGUGUGUGUCCUGAAUGACAUUGUUUGAGCAUUAUGAAUGAGUACUGUUCGUAUGCAUGUGUGGUGCUGUGUGUCCUAAUGUAUCAGUGAUUGCCUAGUCUUCUUAUCUCAUUCUAUGUAUUUUUUAUUCACAUUUUAUUUCUCCAAUAAAAUGAUAAAAAUAAAAA